AUGGAGCUGCGUCAUCGGUGUAAUAGGUCGGACAACAACCAACAAAUGGAAACGUUUCAAAUUCUUCAAAAACCCAGCGAUAGCGAUAACAACGAAUCGAUCAGGAAUCAAAAAUGUCUAUCGGCUAUACCAACUUUCUUAGUUAUGCUGAUCGCGAUGAUAAUUCUAAAUGUGUUUGUGUACUACAUGGACAGCAGACUACCGGGUAUUAUCGAAACGAAUUCAACUAAUAAUGUAUUUGUUGCAAAACGCGCUAUGUCCACAUUAAUUAAACUUGCAAAUAUAGGUCCCAGGCCCGUUGGUAGUUUCGAGAACGAGAAUUUAGCGUUUAAUCUUUUUAAAACUGAAAUCGAGCAUGUCGAGAAAGAGUUAGAUAACGUAAACGAUAUUGUUGUGUACAACCAGAAAGUUACCGGGUCGUUCAUUUUGGACAUGAGAAAUUGGAAAUAUUUAUUAAGUUACGAAGACUUGCAAAACGUUGUUGUUAAAAUCGAUCCCAAACAAGGUGCGAGCGAUGCGAUUUUGUUAAAUUGUCAUUUCGAUUCGGUGCCGGCCGGGCCGGGCGUAAGCGAUAACGGUGUGAACUGCGCCGUGAUGGUAGAGCUGUUACGAGUAUUGACGAAGAGCAGUGAGCUGAGGCGACCGGUCAUAUUUUUGUUCAACGGAGGCGAAGAGAUAAUUCUGCAGGCUUCCCACGGUUUCGUGACCCAACAUCCGUGGUCACAGGACGCGAAAUACGUGAUAAACCUGGACAGCUGUGGAGCGGGCGGCAAAGAAAUAAUGUUCCAGACCACGGAGCGCGACUCGUAUCUGGUGGACGUGUACGCUCGCUCGGUGCCGCAUCCGCACGGGCAAGUGAUGGGCCAAGAGCUGUUUCAAUCGGGCGUAAUACCGUCCGACACGGAUUUCCGGAUAUUCAGGGAUUUCGGCAACAUGUCCGGCCUAGACCUGGCGCAUUACAAGAACGGCUACGUGUACCACACGGAAUACGACAAUCUGGACCAAGUGGAACCGUCGGUGUUGCAGAACACCGGUGAAAACCUACUCGAAUUGGUCAAAGCGAUGUCGACGCGCAACGCGACCACCACCAGCAAGAGCCACCGGACCAAGUAUGUGUUCUUCGACGUACUGGGCGUGUACAUGUUCUCGUACACGGAACUAUCCGGCGCGUUUUUCAAUUUCAUAAUCGUCCUGGUGUCGUUUUUCUCGGUUUUCUUGACACUGCGAUUCGUCGCGGCCGGCAUGAACCGCAGGGAGUACACUGUGCACCUGUUGACGUCCAUCGUCAGCCCCGGGUGCACGCUCGUCCUUUCCGUACUGUCAUGCGCGCUAGUUGCGUUCAUUUUGGACUCGCUGGGAUACUCGAUGAGUUGGUACGCCCACAAAACGAACCUGGUCGUCUACUACGCGACGGCGUCGUUGACCACGCUGUCCGUAGUGGUUUUCCACCCGAAGAAGAAUCGGUCGAGAACGGACGCGGAGUUGACCAUAUCCGCGUUCAACGGCAUCCAAUUCUUCUGGACGGUGCUGCUGUUCUUGUCCACCAUGGCGGGGCUGCGGUCCAGUUAUCUGUUUAUGGUGAUGGUACUGUGGCCGUCGGCCACCAACUGCAUUCUGGGCUUUCUCGGCGCACACCGGACGCCCGGACUGUGGAUAGCGGUCUACGCCGCAUCGCUGCUCGUGCCUAUCACGUUCGUGUUCUACCUGACCCAAUUAUUUGUGUCGCUAUUCGUGCCGAUCACCGGGCGCUUCGGGCCGCACGUCAACCCCGACUACAUAGUCGGCGUACUGAUAGCGAUGUCCACGUAUGCCACGAUCGGCUACCUGUCGCCGGUCUUCGCGCUGGUGAAGAACCCGCGCGCCCUGCUGGUCGCGGUGGGCACGCUGGCCCUGCUGUCCGCGGUCGCAAUCGUCGCCACGCCGCUCGGAUUCCCGUACUCGGGCGGCGCGGUGCUGCCCAAGAACCAGCGGUUCGAUGUGACUCUCACGCGGCGCACGUUCUACGAGUCGGAUGGCUCGGUGCGUCGCAAUGACUCGGGCUACCUGAUCGUCAACUGGGAUAGGCAGAGCCCCGGCUCCGUCGCCAAUUCAGUGCCCGAGAUGGCCCGCGCCGUUCGCACGGAUUGCGCCGCAGAGCUUCUAUGCGGCAUGCCACUGGUCGGCCAGUUGGUUUACCACUCCAGCUGGAUUCCUCAUGUCUCGGCACGACCCGCAGCCGACAACGUGGCGGCGGAGUUGCCGUCGGCCACCAACACCGAGGUCGUCGUAACCGGCACGGGCGAUCACCGCCGACGUCGUAUGCACUUCAACAUCACCGGGCCGGAGAGGAUAAACGUGUACGUCAGCCCCUACCCCGGUACACGGUUGACGUCGUGGAGUUUUUCGGGCAAACCGGAAGUGACCACCACGUGGCAGGGCCACGAUGUGUACGUGAUACGGCACUCCAGGGCGGGCGAAAGUGACGUAUGGCGAUUUUGGUUGGAGCACGAGAGCAGCUACGGGUUCGACGAGAAUACCAUCAACGUAACCGUGGCUUUCAACUGGGUUGUACACAAACGUUUGGUGUUAGUCGACGCGUUUAGGACGUUUUUAGAUUCGUUUCCGCGGUGGGCUCAUGUGAACCACGCUGUCGCUAGUGUCGACGCAUUUGUUUAUUAA
Molecule: messenger RNA, 2658 nt
Organism: Sipha flava (yellow sugarcane aphid)
Lineage: Eukaryota; Metazoa; Arthropoda; Insecta; Hemiptera; Aphididae
Product: endoplasmic reticulum metallopeptidase 1-like
Exons: 1
Coding region: 1-2658 (885 amino acids)
Biological process (GO): proteolysis
Molecular function (GO): metalloexopeptidase activity
Source: RefSeq, a predicted model, not a curated record